Molecule: messenger RNA, 1838 nt
Organism: Sphaeroforma arctica JP610
Lineage: Eukaryota; Ichthyosporea; Ichthyophonida
Exons: 8
Coding region: 103-1614 (503 amino acids)
Molecular function (GO): RNA binding
Source: RefSeq, a predicted model, not a curated record
CACACACUCAACACACACACACGUAUUAGUCUGCGUGCGCAUAGAUAUCAUCCUCCACACUAUAUUAUCCGGAUAUAGCCAGAUAUAUACAUAUCUACCACAAUGGACGCCAUCGUAGAGACUCAAGCCAACAACGAGGUCGAGGAUGAUCUGUACAACGAUGCCAUCGAGGCUGAAGAGGAGGUCGGAGAAGAGCUUCCCGCAGAGGAGGCUGAGGGUGUAGAUGCCAACGAGCAGGUGGGAACUGGAGAGGAUCUCAUCGAUGCAGCGCAAAGCAAAGCAUUGAACACAGAGAAUGAUCCCAAUGCGAACCAAGAGAAUACAAGCCAAAAGCCGGAAAGUGAUGGCACCGAGGGAAAAAUGUUUAUCGGUGGCCUUAGUUGGAAUACUACGAAGGAGACACUACAAAGCUACUUUGGAAAAUACGGCGAGAUUGUCGAUUCCGUUAUCAUGAUGACUCCAGGAGGAGAUCGCUCAAGAGGAUUUGGGUUCCUUACAUUCGCCGAUCCCAAGUCAGUUGAGAAAGUAAUGGGCGCUGGACCCCAUACCAUCGAUGAGCGCACAAUCGACCCCAAACCAGCCGUACCACAGAGAGCCAUCAGAAGAGACUCAGAACGACCUCUGAUCAAGACCAUGAAAAUUUUCGUGGGUGGACUUUCCCCGGAGACUACGGAGGAGAGCUUAACCACAUUCUUCGGCAAGUUCGGAAAGGUGGACGAUGUGGUGAUUAUGAAGGACAAGUUUACACAGAGGUUGAGAGGUUUUGGAUUCGUAAGCUUCACCGAAGCGAGUGUUGUAGACACAGUCGUUCAGAAGCAAUACUAUGAGGUGGAUGGCAAAGAGAUCGAGGUCAAAAAGGCCGAACCACGAAGCGACUCCAACCGACCCGGCGGCUUCCAAUCCGGUGGUCGCGGCGGCUACGGCGGUGGCUACGGCGGCAACCCCUCAUACGGCGGUAGCAGUCACGGCCAGAGAGGCGCAGGUGGGUACCAAAGUGGUGGAUAUGGAGGACAAUCCUCGUACGGGGGAGGUAAGUUCGGAGCGUCUAGUCGAGGCGGUAGCAGUUACGGCGGUGGUCGAGGUGGGCACCAGAACGGCGGUUCCAGUCGAGGUGGCGGCUAUGACUCGCGCGGAAGCAGAGGAGGAUACAACUCUGGCUACGACCAGUACGGACAACAGUCCGGUGGAGGUGGUUGGGGUGCCGAUCCCUACGCACAAGGUUCCAGUGGUGCGUACGGUGCCAGUGCCGGCGGCGGUGCCUGGGAUGGCUACGGCUACGGUGACCAGAGCGCCAGCAGUGGUUAUGGCAGAGGUGCAGCCGGUGGCGACUCUGCACGAGGCUCAACUGCUGGGUAUGGAGAUAGCUACGGCUACGAUCAGUAUGGUCAGGCUUCGACGGGAGGAUAUUCUCAGGGCGGCUAUGAUUCUUACGACGCCUCCGGUUACGCUGCGCAAGGUAGCGCCCAGGGAGCUUACGGUGCCGGCUACGGUGCGAGUGGUGGUUACGACGAUAAGUCCAGCGGAUACGGCGGCGGCAGCAGCACCUAUUCUAGUGGUGGAGGCCGUGGAGGAAGCUCGAGAGACUCCCGAUACAACCCCUACGGACGAUCAUAAGCGUGUUGUCACGAUAAGCUAUGCUACGAUUAUAACUAUGUUCUUGCAUAUAGCGCAAUGCAGCGCAGUUCUUUCGGCAAUACGGAGCACCCGGGGUAGAACGCCAUUUUUGGAGCUCCCCCCUAUCCCGUCGUAAACACUUAGAGAGCGAUAUCAGACGGAAACUGGUUAUGGAAUUACCUGACAUUAGGACGCCAGUAAGAAUAAAACCUGAUAUUAUGCAA